AUGAAUGUAAAAGAAGGGGGAACAAUGUCUGCUUCUGGUCCCAUCAGCAACUAUUAUGUGGACUCUCUGAUCAGCCAUGAAAGUGAAGACCUCUUGGCUUCUAGGUUCCCCACCACUGGGGCUCACCCUGCUACUGCAAGACCGUCAGGAUUAGUCCCGGAUUGUGGAGAUUUUCCUUCUUGCAGUUUUGCCCCCAAACCUGCAGUUUUUACCACCUCCUGGGGUCCUGUGCACUCCCAGUCUUCUGUGGUCUACCAUCCAUAUACCCAUCACCAGCCACACUUGGGGACAGACGCUAGGUAUAUGCGCAGUUGGCUGGAGCCUAUCUCAGGGACGGUUUCAUUCCCAGGCUUUGCAGCCAGUAGCAGGCACUACGGACUCAAGCCAGACGCCUAUCCCAGCAGAAGGGACUGCGGCCCCAGCGAUGGGCGCAGUUAUCCGGAUUACAUAUACGGAUCUCCCGGCGACCUCAGAGACAGGCCACCGCUGCAUACCAUCCCCUCCCCGGAAUCCGAGGGCAUCCUUUCUAGCAAACACAAAGAGGACAAGUCGGAAUUGGACCCGAAUAACCCCGUGGCAAAUUGGAUCCAUGCUCGUUCAACGAGAAAGAAAAGAUGUCCUUAUACAAAAUAUCAGACUUUAGAACUUGAAAAGGAGUUUUUAUUUAAUAUGUACCUAACAAGGGACCGGCGAUAUGAAGUAGCCAGAGUCCUUAAUCUCACUGAACGCCAAGUUAAAAUCUGGUUUCAGAACAGAAGGAUGAAAAUGAAGAAAAUGAAUAAAGAAAAAACCGACAAGGACCAGCCCUAGAGAAUACAAAUUAUAUUAAAUAUCAGUAACCUCACUACUACAGAUACGAGAAAGAAAAACAUUUUUUGGCUAAAAAAAAAACAUAAAAUAAACUUUUUAUGACUAUGAAUGUGGAAAUCGGUGUUUAGCAUAGAUAAACACAGAGGCAUUUUGAAAGCACACGCUUUUAUAAAAUGCGAUUGGAAAUGUUUCUUUCCCUUUCUUUACAGAAAAAAAAUAAACAAGAAAGUACUUGAAUAUUUUUUUUAGUAUUUUAUUUUGUAACUUAUACAUAUCCAGUGUUAAUUUUUAUUUCAAGAGUUUGUGAUUGCAUAUUUUGUAAAAAUCAAAUCGGAAUAUCAGUAUGUUUUGUUAUAGUCUUUGAAGUCCCUUGAAUGUACAUAUUUGUGUAUUUUAUUCUUGUCACAAAAAAAGUUGUGUAUUGUUCUGUUUCGCUUGUAGAAGAGCUCUGUGUAAAUAUAGAAGAGUGCACUACAA
Molecule: messenger RNA, 1287 nt
Organism: Spea bombifrons (plains spadefoot toad)
Lineage: Eukaryota; Metazoa; Chordata; Amphibia; Anura; Pelobatidae
Gene: HOXC9
Product: homeobox C9
Exons: 2
Coding region: 1-810 (269 amino acids)
Biological process (GO): proximal/distal pattern formation; regulation of transcription by RNA polymerase II; anterior/posterior pattern specification
Cellular component (GO): nucleus
Molecular function (GO): RNA polymerase II cis-regulatory region sequence-specific DNA binding; DNA-binding transcription factor activity, RNA polymerase II-specific
Source: RefSeq, a predicted model, not a curated record